AAUAAUAUUUACUUAAAUUAUAUACGAUCACAGAGGAAAAUGCUAUUAACGUAACUGCAUUUAGUAUAUAUCUCGUACAGUUCUAUUAUAUGAUUGUUUUUCAAUAGAAAUAGCUACAGCGAUGAAACUGCGAGACCAAAAAUAUUUCUUGCCAAGUGUCACGAUUCCGAAUUCUUUGUUAUCGAUUCUUUCAGUUACUGUAGUAUUUGUCUCGGCUCUUAUUGAUCCAAAUAUAAAGGUAUCAAGUUCUAAGAGUCUCGGAUUCUACAUACAUAUCGAAUCCCACAGAUUCUAAUACGUUUCUUUCAAAUCCCUUAAAAAAGGUUGCAUGUAUCGAGCUCUAUAAAAUCUUAAUUAUUGGAGUUAUGUAAAUUUCAAAAAAUAGUCAUAAUAAUAUAGAAAGACAUGGAUUAUUAUAAUCGUUGGUGCAGCAUUGGUGCAUUGUCGGUAUUUAAAUCUUAUUUUCUUCGGGGAUACUAAGUAGCUUAUACUUCUUUAAAUCUCACGUAUUACGUCUGGCUUUUAAAUAAGAAAGCAUGAAUUCUUCUUCUUAAUCCUCGUAAUAAUCUUGCUCCAUACAGUAAUACAGCUAUUAUCUUUUAAAUGCACUACGAUGUCUAAAGUGCUUAUUGUAUCUCACAUGAGAAGGAUUUAAUAUUUAAAAGCUUAAAAGGAAAGUGACUUUUAUUAAUGAAAUAACCUUUUGAAAUUUGGUUGAAUAUAUUUUCGAAAAAUCUUUUUAAUACAUUUAGUAAUGUAACAAUGCCUUUUUUAUGUCUUCUUCCGCGAUGAUUGAAAUUGAUACGAGAUUGGGUAUAUUAAGUAUCAUCCAUAUGGCUAUCUAAUCUUUAAAGCAACUAUAUGAACAACGACAUAAUUAACGCAAAGGGAAAAUUACAAGUUAGUCAAUUACGUACACGCGUUCAAUACGUUUGUUUAAUUACGUCUGGAAUUAAUUACUUUAAUGUAGCGUUUAUGCGCGUACUAGGCAAUUAAUGGAAGAACCCUAUGAUGUAACGCUCACAAAUUACAAUCACAAUUGCUGGUCUGCACGUUAGUCCAUUACUGAAACUACAAGGACUUAGUGUUCUCACUGGACUGACUCUAAAAGAAACAGCCAAUCGAUUUUUUAACAAAAAUAAAAAUUAUCCACUUCGCAUAUGAGAGAAAUAAAACGUGAAUGUAUUUAUAAAAAUUGCAAACAGUUCGAUGAAAGCAGUCUGUGUCUCGAACCUGUUUUAAAAAUACUAUAUACAAAAUUAUGAUAUCAUUUUCUGUAACGUAAAAGACUAUCGUUAAGCUACAUAAAGAACUAAAAAAUUUGCAAAUUAAUCGACUUACUCCUCUUCGCUCUUCUGACUCUAAAACCCUCAGUUUUAAUUAAUCCACAUUCGAUGGAAAGGGGGGAAAGAAUUUGCCUCUCUAAAAGUCUAUAUUACGGAAGAAAUUCUGAUUUAUCACAAAUUCCGAAUAAAUGAAUAAUAUAAAAAGAAGAAAGAGGCGAAGAGAGAAGAAUUUGCCUUUUUUGAGUUUUUAAUGGAACGGCAAUAAGCGCAUGGUAUCUCGGCGAGCUGAAAGGUGCCAGAGAGCGGUGAGCACACGCGUCAAUCAGCGUCGAUGAUCGCUCCUUGGAGUUGGUCGUACUCAGGAGCACCGAUGCCAGUCGGGUUGCGAGCUUCGACCGCGAAGCUCGGCCCAGCACGCGGCUUCCUCCUCGCAGGUGCGACAGUUCGCGUUCAUGCCUCGACCCGUGGAAAUCGCGCGUUCACCUCGAUGGACCGUGCGAGGAGAGAGAACGACACGCACUCCAAGCCGACACUCUAUGGGAACAAGCGGCUAUUGGAGCUCGAUCUGGACUACUUGGAAAGGAGAGGAGGCGAUACGAUAACUUGUGAAAACGCCGAAAGUGGAUCGAAAGAGGAAGAAAGCCCUGCAGACACUCUGGAUCGUGUCAAAGUUGUGUUUCUCGGUGCACCUGGGGUGGGAAAGUCCAGCAUAAUUAGGCAAUUCGUGUGGAGCGAAUUCUGCGAGGAAUACAAACCGACCGAGCGCAGAGAGACUUUCUAUCCGAGCGUGGUACUCGCCGAUCGAUUGUACGAACUAAAAAUCACGGAUCUACCGAUGAUCCCGUAUUUUCCGGUCAGCUCGCACCUCGAAUGGACGGACUUCCGUUAUUACGGACUACGAAGUGCGAACGCUUACGUUCUCGUGUUCGAUCUCAGUAAUCAGGACACGUUUCAGUAUAUUAGGACGUUACGAGAACAAAUCUACGAAGCACGGGAUAUGAGGGGCAUACCGUUAUUGGUAGUCGGGAACAAGCAAGACGAAUUAUCGCCUGCGGCUGCUUCCGGAACUCGCUACAGGGACAUCGUUAAUCUCGUUCGGAAGCACUGGCGAUGCGGCUACGUCGAAUGUAGCGCCAGAUUUAACUGCCGUGUUGUACAGGUAUUUCGUGAACUGAUGAAGAGUAUUCAAGCCGUGGAAGGUAGACCACCUUCUCCCACGCCAGCACCCUCGCAACCUCUACGAUCUCACUCGCACGACACCAGCGAAAAAUGUAUUCUUCUCUGACAUUGAAGCCAGAAAAUCAACGUGCUCGAUUUCUGCGACCACAUCAUCAAAAGAAGUUGCUUCUAUCUAUACCAUGACACGGGGUCGUAGUUUACUCGAAGCGGACACGAAAAACAAACGUUGUCAAAAGAUCCUCUAUGCAAAAGCUCAAAUGCACGCAAAAUCCCAAAUUAUUCUCAAUAUCCCUCUAGUCGAGUUGUAAUCCGAAUCAGGAGUCCACUCAGGAGCCUUUUGUGGUUCAUUAAUCGACAAUGCAGAAUGCAGUAUUGUGAUUGUUGGAGACAUCGAGAUUUUUCAUGGAAAGCACGGCCACCUUUUGCGCAUAAAUGACAAAGAUUCUAGAUUUAGUACAGUUUUCUUGUGUCUUUCGUAAAUUUAAUGCUGUAAGUACAAACUGAAGCGAGUGAGGAAUAAUUUCACUGUUAUUUUUUUAACAAUUUUAAAAUUGUAAUUAUCAUUCGAUCGCUUUUCGUGAAAGAUCUCUCAAAGCUCAUGAAUUAUCAGUAUUACGAGAGUAUGAAGUUGGUAACGAAGGAAAUACCGAAUAUACUUUGCGAAUCGAAGAACCUUCAGAUCUCGUCUGUGAAUAUUCCCACCGAAACUGCUCAUCGUGUAACUUUAACACUGAAAAAUAAUGCAAUCAUGUUGUACAACUGCACUUUCGCGUCGAGAUCGACGGAAAGAUUGCAAAUACGUAUGUAUGUACGUAACCGACUGCCGAAUCCCUCUAUGUACAAUUUAAUUUCUACGAUUUACUUUAUAAUUCGCUCUGUAAAUAUAUCAUGAAUUUCUUCUAUUCUGUACAAACGAAAUUUAUAAAUGAAUUUAUCUCACUUUUUCAAAUUCCUACAUAAGAUUUCAAAUAGUUUAACAUGCGUAAUUACAUAAAAUUGAAAUACUACUUUCAUUUUUAGAAAUUCUUCAUUCAGAAUAUAUGUACCAGAGAUAAAUUUAUUUAUAGAUUAGAAUUAGUUAUUCUAUAUACACCUCUAGAACUUAUAUUUUGAUGAAAAAUUAAGAGAUCUAUUGUAAUUGCAAACGCAAUAAAGUUCGCUCUAUUUUUCUGUGAUAUAUUUUAUUGUAUAGUUUGUUGCUCUAUUAUUGUAUUGAACCUCGAGUAUACGAAAUUAAUAUUUUUAGUUCACUUUCCAAUAAUGCAUUCGGCCUAAUAAUAAUAAAAAUAAUAAUAAUAAUAACAAUAAUAGUAAUAAUAAUAAUAUUAAUAUUAAUAUUAAUAAUAAAAAUGAUGAUAAUAGCGAAGAAAUAAAUGUAAUAAUAGCGUGUUAUUGAGAGUUACCUCAGAUCAAGCAAUAGUGUAUACAAUAUACAUAUAUUUUACUAUACUGUUAAGGAAUUAAUCACUAGCCGUAAGCGUAGCUAUUCAUAUUGUGAAAUACCGUGCACCUAUACGUAUGCAGAUCUCUGAAAAGUACGUGUUAUCUGUUGUUGUCGUUUGUACGUAUUUUAACGUAAGAACAUAAUAUUAUUGGCUCAAUAAUUAAGCGAUUGACAAGGAAACCGAUUCUCCCGUUUAACAAAGUUCAACGCUCGUUGUACGAUCGUUUAUGAAUAUUUUAUGAUAAUUGCCAAAAUCGAAAACGAUACACGAACAAUCGAUUGUUAUUUCAUUUCCACGAUCAAUUUGUUGUCCAGUAUACGCGUAGGCCACGCAGAAUGAAUAUACGUAAAUGUUGAAUAUACCGAAUAGAGCGACAUACAAACUGUACAUUACAUAACAUACAAACAUGUGUUCGUUGGUAAAAAAAAAUCUUUGUAUCGAAAUAGUGAUUCUAGACAAGGUACAGAAAUUUCGACGCGAAUUUGUACAGUCAUCGAGAGUGUGUCGAAUAAGCGUUGUUUUACAUACAAAAUAUCACGCGUUAUUUUGUAUGCAGGAGUAAUGCAAUAAAAAAAAGAAACAAAAGCAAAAAUAAAA
Bombus terrestris (buff-tailed bumblebee) is the source of this 4507-nucleotide messenger RNA. Its product is annotated as ras-like protein family member 10B. The record is from RefSeq and is a predicted model, not a curated record. Bases 1618 to 2571 code for a protein of 317 amino acids. Gene Ontology annotation, molecular function: GTPase activity; GTP binding. Lineage: Eukaryota; Metazoa; Arthropoda; Insecta; Hymenoptera; Apidae. The transcript has 5 exons.